Molecule: messenger RNA, 3844 nt
Organism: Homarus americanus (American lobster)
Lineage: Eukaryota; Metazoa; Arthropoda; Malacostraca; Decapoda; Nephropidae
Product: EF-hand domain-containing protein 1-like
Exons: 14
Coding region: 831-2420 (529 amino acids)
Biological process (GO): mitotic spindle organization; mitotic cytokinesis; cilium-dependent cell motility
Cellular component (GO): axoneme; mitotic spindle
Molecular function (GO): alpha-tubulin binding
Source: RefSeq, a predicted model, not a curated record
CCUGCCAUACUGAGUUCAUAAUGUUUAUUUGUUAAUGUAUAUUUUUAUAUUUUUUAAGAAUUUGGAAAGAUGUGUGAGGUUGGGAAGCUAAAAUGAAUCCUAACAAGCAAGGUGUUGGUGCUUAAGAGGGAGAGAUGAUGGUGUGAGACAAGGUGUAAGAAAGAUCCCAGGUAUCUUGGAAGUACAGUACUGUCAGGCAUCACUUGAUAUCUGAUUUCCCAACUUAUGUUUCUUUAGUUUAGUGAUUUAAGUUUUUUAACACCCCUUCUUUUUAAUAUGUUUGGACUCUCCUGGUCUCAUGUUUGUUGUGUCAGAAUAUUGAAAGAAAAAUCACUCCCCUGCAGCUCUGUGUGCAACUUUCUCUUGAUUUGUCAUCCCAAAAUGACCACCAUCUGCAGAAACAUAUAUAUUGUUCCUUGUGCAGGGAGUUAUUACCUGCAUGCUGCUACUAAACUCUUUCUUCGUGAGCCCGAACUAAUGUGCAUCGGAUGUGUUCUUGUCCGUGGAUCAGGGUGUCAUCGGCACCUUCAAGGCUUAUUAUCUGCUACAUGAGAUGCAGCAACUCAUCACAGAAACAGAUAGAAAGGAAAAGCCAACCAUCAAGGAGUUUUGGCACAACUAUAAUGUUAAGAAGGUGAUGAACAACAUCAGUGCAUUGUGGGAGGAGGUGAAAGCAUCAACACUGAAUGGUGUCGCCUCAUUUUCCAACCCUGAGAAUGAGUGAUGUGCUGGGCCCUUACUCCUCCAGCCUUGGAGAGGACACACGAUGACUGCUGCUGACGUGGAAUUGAGAUGACAGCAUAAAUUAGACGCUUAACUUGGAUAAAGAUAUGGCCGAUCUACCGCUGAUACCUGGCUUUACCUUCUCUGACCCAACGAAGCUGCAGAGGCCCAUACGUCAGAGCCUGGGAUGGAAGAAAGGCGCCCCACUUGUUGCUCCUACACCGACACCACUCUUGUCUGAGGAAGAUUUGAGGGACUUAACCAGGAAGGAGCGACAACUGCAGUUCAGCACCCGCCGUCGAUCAAAAACCCCUCCCAAGUUUUUACCAGAUUGGGCGGUGUUGGAUAAGAAGGUUCUGCGGUUCCGAGGAUAUUUCACCGAACACGUGGAAGGUGGAGCAGCACAAGUUUACCGGAUUCGUCCUGUCGUUAUCUGCUAUUACCUGGUUGAUGAUGCCUUGUAUGUCACUGAACCAAGAACACCGAAUUCGGGUUUGGAUCAGGGACGUCUCCUGAGCCGUCAACGUGUGCCUCACCCUGAUGGUGGCUUCUGGCACUGGACACAUCUCAACCUUGGCAUGACUCUCUCACUCUAUGGCCGCCACUUUGUCAUAUGUGACUGUGAUCCCUUCACCAAGGAAUACCUACUGAGUGAGGGAACACAACUGAACAACCCGCUGCCAAUACCUACAGACCCAUACAACUUACUCAGACAGUCUCGUGCUGAAUCCCCCACCAGAACAUCAGACCUUCGACCACACUCUGCACCUGCCGUCCCACUGAGGUUUAAGGGCCUUGUGCUUAAGUUUGAUGCUAUGGUGGAGGAAGUGGAGGGUAGGCAGCUAAGAGCAAGCCCUGCAGUGUUGUUGUACCGCCCGGCAGAUCUCACCGUGGAGAUGCGUCAACCAUCUUACUUCGAUCACACGGAGAUUAAGAAGUUUAGUCCCAUUAUACUCAGGCCAGUCAAGGUGCCUCUUAGGGACACCAGGAGAGCAAUGUUUGUGGACAUAGGCGAAGAAGGGGAGGUGAGGGAGUGGCUGACUCCUCGUCACUUAAUUCCCCCGACCACCGUCACAGUCUUUGGAAGGAGGGUGAUGGUGACGGGGUGUGAUGACCAAACUCAGAGAUUCCUUUUGGACCAUUAUGGCAUCGAUAAUGUCCCACCCAUGAAGAUUAUUGAGACGACUAAGCCAGAUGAGUCAGGCUCCAGUGGUAAGACCCAAUCAGACAUUGUUCCACGACCCAAGCCCCGACCUGGACUAUUACACUCUGAGAACGCCACAGUUCUCAGGUUCUCGGCCACGCUGGAGUCUCCCCUUGAAACAGAAUGUGAUCGUAGCUUCAUCUUCACAUACCACGUCAUAGAUGACACGCUUGAGCUCACAGAAUUAGUUAGACCCGGGGGAUUGGGUGGACGCGUAUUAUCAAGAACCCGCGUUCCGAAGCCAAAGGUAAAAGGAGACGAGGAAGGAGCAGGAAGAUAUUCUGGUCCAGACUUCUACACUUUGAACGAUUUCUACAUAGGAGCCACUCUGGACACAUGGGGCAGGCGCUACACCAUUACUGGAGCUGAUCGCUAUGUCUUGAACUUUGUUCGUCAACAUGAAGAGAAGGUUUCACCACAGUUGCUCUCAUCUCUAGUUAAAUUUUUUGGUCAGGAAGAAGCAAGAAAGGAAAAAACCGAUGAACAGAACUAAGUGUACUGUUAGCCAACUCAACAUUUUAUGAGUCAUCUUACAUUGCCAAUAACAAGCUUUACUUUAUAUUGCAUCUAUAAUAAGUUAACUAGGAUGAAGUUAUCCAGUAUUUAACUAAUCUAAAAGAACAUGAAGCUAGAAAACAAAGGAAGACAAUGAGGGGUUCAGUUGAUAGUGUGACAGAUGACUCCGUACAACAUGAAGAUUUUGAAAGCCUCACCGAGACAACAGUAGAGAUAUUUUUUGAGCGACUGUACACUCGCUCCAGAAAGUAAAUUUAUGGAGAGCUUUGAUGAAUUUCACAAUGAACACUGGGACUCCUGUUGUCUGGGAACGGUUGUCAAAAUCCUUCAUCCAUUGUCAGAUUAUCUUACACAAAAUCGUUAUGAUACUUGUUGGAGAGAAUGUACAUUGAUUCCUUGAAAGUCUCUUGUCUAUUUUUAUGAGAAAUGUGAAGUUUUUUUCUCUCCAGUAACACAAGUGAAUAUCUCUGUAUUUUGUAGUGCAAAUGCUUCUCAGUUAAUUCAAUUCAAGGAAGUGUUUACAGCUUGCAAUGAAUAUGGCUUGACAAAACAUUUAAUAUCUGUUUAUUUCCAUAAAUAUUAGACACAACUGCCACUUGCAAAGGUCCAAAUUAUACUGAUAAGUGAAAUUUUAACUCGCCAAUGAUGAGGGAAUACACUUGACUUUUAUUAUAGUUCAGAUUUUCUCUAUUGUAUUGCAGAUAAAGUUUACAAGUCAAUACUCUUCCUUAGACAAUGUAGAUUUAUUUAUAUUUUAUCUUUAGAUGAUUCUUCUUCUUUCAUUAUGUUUGUAAGGAUUAACUUGUGGCAAAACGUAUGUUACCAAUUCUACAGUGUUUGUUACCAUGACUGCUGUAAACCCGUGUGUGAUAAACAGCCGUUUUCUAAGUCGUUCGGGAGCUAACUACUGCACGUGACUGGGGUUAUUAAAAAUAUGUUUCCGAGGCCUCUCACACCAGUCGUACCGAUCAUUGAUGUGUGAUAGGCCUUGGAAACAUGUUUAAUAACCCCAGUCACGUGCAGUAGUUAGCUCCCGAACGACUUAGAAAACGGCUGUUUAUCACACACGGGUUUACAGCAGUCAGGUAACAAACACUGUAGAAUUGGUAACAUAAGUUUCCCAGACAUUAUCCUAUGAUGAUAUGUAACCCAUAAAGAUAUGAUCAGAACAUAAAUUCCCUGUUUAUGAUUGAGAACCAAAGUAUUAUUAGGGAUGGUUUAGCAAGUUAAAAGUUGAUUACUGUAGAAGCCUAAUUAUUGUACAUCAUAGAUUAUAAGAUAAUUUACAGUUCGUGUAUAAUGACUUUAUGCCGACAUAUAAAAUACAUUAUGAGAGACCACUUGAAUGUCAACAAACUGUACAAAGGCAACACCCUCAAAGACAAAAGUGUAUUAAACCUU